Alternaria postmessia is the source of this 1245-nucleotide messenger RNA. RefSeq lists its product as uncharacterized. The transcript has a single exon. The record is from RefSeq and is a predicted model, not a curated record. Lineage: Eukaryota; Fungi; Ascomycota; Dothideomycetes; Pleosporales; Pleosporaceae. Bases 1 to 1245 code for a protein of 414 amino acids.
AUGUCCUCGUCGAAGACUGCAGAGCGCUCAUACCUGCCUUCCCUCGGCGUAACGAACCAUAAUAGCGCCUUUCUACCGUUGAAUCCUGAUCUGAGAGAGAUACGAUGCAUCAUCUUGCUGCCCGGAUCUGGAAAUGACCCUAUAGCCUGCGAACUGGUAUAUACCAGCAUAAAUGAGAAGAAUAGUACUCGCAUACCAUACGUUGCGCUAUCUUACUGUUGGGGAGAUAUGGAAGAUACCAUUGAGAUCAUAUUAUAUGGCCCAUCGACAACUUCAUCCGAUGCACAUGACGAACCAACCAGCGCGCCAUUUCGAAUCACGCGCAAUCUCUAUGCUGCGUUGAUGGCCCUGCGAGAUGACACCAAACAGUAUCUAUGGAUUGACGCUUUGUGUAUCAAUCAACAAGAUCCGAGGGAAAAGACGCACCAAGUUCAGUUAAUGGGAAAGAUCUACUCGUUGGCUGAAUCAGUGUUGGUGUGGCUAGGACCGGCCGAUAAAUACAGUCGAUUUCUUUUAAGACUAUGGACGGCACACCUACAUCCUCUGAUAAACAGUCUCGAUGGCGAAAGAGCAGACAACCUUUACGAGGAUCUUUUUCAGAGCCCCCACUCGCUAUGGGAUGAUGUAGCACAAGACAAAGAACUCAUCCAAUUCGCGCUCGAUUUCAACGAUGAAAUAGAGGAUGAGGCCUCGCCUGACCGGUACAAAAAGGCACUAUGGAUCAGCCACAACAAUCUUUUGAGUAGACCAUGGUACAGCCGGAUAUGGAUUGUACAAGAGGUUUUCUUGGCUCCGAGGAGUGAGGAAGGUGGACGCAAGGUCCAAUUCAGGGUCGGCGACAGUACAAUUCAUUGGCAAGAUACAAUGCAUACUAAGAUGAUCUUGCCGGGUUACGGUCUUCUCUCCGUUGGCAAAGCAUGUCGCUCGUGGUACGCACUUAUCGACAUGGACGAGAGGUUUUCGGCCCUGGACAUCGACUUUCUACUCACAUUUACGUCUCAUUUUUGCGCCUCAGAUCCUCGGGAUAAACUCUUUGCUUUACUCCAGCUAGCCUCGGAUACCAGAGAAAGCAUGGACGACCCUUUGAUCAUGCCUGAUUACACGAAGUCUCUGGCAGAUGUCGUUGAUGACCUGGUGCGUUGGAAACCAAGUUUGAGUAAAGCCCGUUCUUUACUUCAUGUUGAAGGAAAACGAAACAACAAUUCUCGUGACCGGUCGCCCCCGUCAAUAGAAAACAAUGAAUAA